UAUGUGCACAUGAUCUGGCUCCUCUUAGCUGCCCAGGUGACGGUGAGCCAGCUGAACCUGGUGUCCCACAGCGUGGUGGCUGCUCCCUACCAGUGGGAGUACCCCUACCUGCUCAGUAUCAUCCCCUCCCUCUUCAGCUUCAUGGCCCUGCCCAAAAACAACAUCAGCUACCUGGUGAUCUCCAUGACCAGUGCCGGGCUCUUCUGCAUAGCGCCGCUCAUCUACGGGAGUAUGGAGAUGUUCCCGGGGGCCCAGCAGCUGUACCGUCACGGCAAGGCCUACCGCUUCAUCUUCGGCUUCUCUGCUGUGUCCGUCAUGUACCUGGUGAUGGUGAUGGCGGUGCAGGUGCACGGCUGGCAGAUCUACUACAGCAAGAAGCUGCUGGACGCCUGGUUCACCUCCACACAAGACAAGAAGAAGAAAUGAGGACAGAGGAGGACUUCAUUAUU
This is a messenger RNA of Coregonus clupeaformis (lake whitefish), 449 nucleotides long. Its product is annotated as protein jagunal homolog 1-B-like. NCBI's taxonomy places the organism in Eukaryota, Metazoa, Chordata, Actinopteri, Salmoniformes, Salmonidae. Gene Ontology annotation, cellular component: endoplasmic reticulum membrane. Gene Ontology annotation, biological process: endoplasmic reticulum organization; granulocyte colony-stimulating factor signaling pathway; vesicle-mediated transport. The transcript has a single exon. The record is from RefSeq and is a predicted model, not a curated record. The annotation marks the transcript as partial.